AUGCUGCCGGACGCCGUGGCGCUGGUGGUCCUGGUGGUGCUGGUGGUCGGCCUGCGCUCGGCGGCAGGAGGCGGCGCGGCAGGCUACGCCCAAGUGAAGUACAUGCAGCCCAUGGUGAAGGGACCCCUGGGACCCCCCUUCCGCGAAGGCAAAGGGCAGUACCUGGAUCCUGGCGCUACGGGUGUCCGUGCUCCCAAGGCCCGGCUCAGCUCGCUGAACGCCCGGGCUGCCAGACCUCGCUCCGUGUCUCCUCUCUCCACAGACAUGCCGCCGCUGCUGCCGAUGGACCUCAAAGGGGAGCCAGGACCGCCAGGGAAGCCUGGCCCGCGCGGACCCCCCGGGCCCCCUGGCUACCCAGGAAAGCCGGGCACGGGGAAGCCAGGAAUGCACGGCCAGCCUGGGCCUGCUGGGCCCCCCGGCUUCUCGGGCAUUGGGAAACCCGGCAUCCCAGGACUCCCUGGGAAGGCGGGUAUGAAAGGGAUGCCUGGAGGGGCCGUGCUGGGGAACGGCAAGCCAGGGAAGCCACAGUACGGCCGAGGAGAGCUCUCCGCCCGGAUCGCGCCAGCCUUCACCGCCAUCCUCACCUCCCCCUUCCCGGCGUCGGGCAUGCCGGUCAAGUUUGACCGGACUUUGUAUAAUGGGCACAACGGCUACAACCCGGUCACCGGGAUAUUCACCUGCCCCGUAUCUGGCAUCUACUACUUUGCCUACCACGUGCAUGUCAAAGGGACUAACGUUUGGGUGGCGCUUUACAAGAACAACGUGCCCGCCACCUACACCUACGACGAGUACAAAAAGGGCUACCUGGACCAGGCCUCCGGCAGUGCCGUGCUCGAACUUAAGGAGAACGACCAAGUCUGGGUACAAAUGCCCUCGGACCAGGCCAACGGGUUGUACUCCACGGAAUACAUCCACUCCUCCUUCUCCGGGUUCCUGCUUUGCCCCACAUAACGGCUGUUGGGCAUGUUUCCUUUUCACCCACUUCAGCCAUAAACUGUCUUUUUUUUUUUUUUUUU
Molecule: messenger RNA, 1016 nt
Organism: Egretta garzetta (little egret)
Lineage: Eukaryota; Metazoa; Chordata; Aves; Pelecaniformes; Ardeidae
Gene: COL8A2
Product: collagen type VIII alpha 2 chain
Exons: 4
Coding region: 1-951 (316 amino acids)
Molecular function (GO): protein binding
Source: RefSeq, a predicted model, not a curated record